This is a messenger RNA of Neurospora tetrasperma FGSC 2508, 5559 nucleotides long. RefSeq lists its product as uncharacterized. The record is from RefSeq and is a predicted model, not a curated record. Gene Ontology annotation, molecular function: RNA binding; protein binding. Gene Ontology annotation, biological process: rRNA processing. NCBI's taxonomy places the organism in Eukaryota, Fungi, Ascomycota, Sordariomycetes, Sordariales, Sordariaceae. Bases 1 to 5325 code for a protein of 1774 amino acids. Gene Ontology annotation, cellular component: small-subunit processome; nucleolus. The transcript has 4 exons.
AUGGGUGCGCAAAAGCGCAAGGAAGGCCCGGGCGGCGCCCCAGUCAACAAAUCAACACAAUCAGCCUCCGAAUCGCGACCGUCAAAGAGACCAAAGUCCAACGAUGCCGGCAGCAAGGCGGGCGCAAAGACGGGCAAGCAGGGCAACAAGCCGGCUCCCAAGUCCGACAAGCCCGCUCCUCCUGCUCCUACCGCCCCGGCUAAAUCUACGCUGCUCAAGGAAGAGGAGCCAAUGUUCCCCAGAGGCGGCGCCAGCGUCCUGACGCCUCUCGAAUACAAGCAAAUCCAAGUCCAGGCCAAGAACGACGCCCUGUUCGAGGAGCAAUCCAGCAAGGCCACCGCCAAGAAGGCUGGUGAGAAGGAGGGCAAGCAGAAGAAGUCCAAGAAGAGGUCAAAGUCCGACGACACACCCGCGAAGCCCGAUGCGGACGCCGUCAAGGUUGAAAGUCUCAACUUCAAGCGUCUGGUAAAGGGCUCCUUGGUCCUUGGUUCCGUCUGCGCCAUCAACUCUCUCGACAUCGCCGUUGCUCUACCCAACAAUAUUAUCGGCCAUGUCCCCAUCACUGCGAUUUCCGCCCCCCUAACAAAACGCUUGGAGGCCAGCGCCGGUAACGACGAUGCCGAAGAGUCAGAAGACGAGAACGACAACGACGUUGACCUCGAAUCCCUCUUCCAGAUCGGCCAGUAUGUCCGCGCCUACGUUGUAUCCACGGUCGACGAGGCUUCUACACACACCCCUGGAAAGGCCAAGCGCCACAUCGAACUCUCCCUUCAACCUUCUCUCGCCAACACCGGUAUGGCGGAGCAAGACGUUGUUGUGAACAGCACAGUCAUGGCCGCCAUUGCCAGUGUGGAGGACCACGGUUAUGUCAUGGACAUCGAGAUCGCCGAUUCGAAGUUGCAAGGUUUCCUUGCUCGCAAGCAGGUCGACAAGAGCAUCCCCCAGGAGGCUCUGCAGCCAGGUGCCGUCCUCCUCUGUAUCGUCACCAAGAACGCCAAGGGCAAGGUCGUUCAGUUGUCCACAUUGGGUGAAACCAUGGGCAAUGUUGAGAACGUCCCUUCGACUGCUACCACCAUCGACACAUUCCUCCCCGGUACUGCCGCCGACGUGCUCGUGUCCGAGGUUUCCAGCCACGGCAUUGUUGGCAAGAUUAUGGGAUCGCUGGAUGUCACCGCUGAUCUGGUUCACUCUGGCGCUGGUCCGGAUGGCAUCGAUCUUGAAGACACAUACAAGGUCGGCUCUCGUCUGAAGGCCAGAGUCAUCUGCAACUUCCCUACUGCAAAGCACCCCAAGCUGGGUAUCUCUGCUCUCCCUCACUCGACGAUCGUGGAGAAGUGCACCGUUAAGCAGGUCGAGCCUGAGAUCGGUCUUUACGUCGAUGUCGGUGUCGAGGGCGUGUCUGGGUUUGUGCACAUCUCCCGCGUCAAGGAUGGCAAGGUUGAUGCCCUCUUCGAGAACAGCGGACCCUAUAAGGUGGGAUCUGUUCACGCUGGUAGGGUUGUCGGCUACAACGCCUUUGAUGGCAUGUAUCUCAUUUCCUUGGAGAAGAGUGUUCUCGAGCAGCCAUUCCUUCGCAUCGAGGACAUUCCUGUCGGUGCUGUUGUCUCUGGUGUGGUUGAAAAGAUGGUGGUCAACGCCGCCGGUGUUGGUGGCCUUAUUGUCAAGAUUGCUGACGGUAUCUCUGGCUUGGUCCCCGAGAUGCACUUCGCUGACGUUCACCUUCAAAACCCCGAGAAGAAGUUCAGGGAAGGCCUGAAGGUGAAGGCGCGUGUGCUCUCGACUGAUGCUGCCUCUCGCCAGAUCCGCCUUACUCUCAAGAAGACGCUCGUCAAUUCCGAUCUUCCUGCCAUCCAAUCGUAUGAGCAAAUUGCUGUUGGCCAACAGGCGCUCGGUACCAUCAUCAACGUCUUGCAGCACGGUGCGAUUGUGCAGUUCUAUGGCAGGCUCCGUGGUUUCUUGCCAGUCUCUGAGAUGAGCGAGGCCUACAUUCAGGACCCCAAGGAGCACUUCCGCGUUGGCCAGACUGUCAGCAUCUACGUCAUCAGCUUCGACCCCGAUGCCGCCAAGCUUAUUGUUUCUUGCAAGGACCCAUCUGCCUUUGGUCUUGAGAAGCAGUUGGCCCUCAAGAAGCUUCAGAUCGGUGAUGUGGUGUCGGCUAAGGUCACGCAGAAAACUGACGACGAUGUUUUUGUUGAGCUUGCCGAUAGCUCUCUCAAGGCCAUCCUCCCCGUCGCUCACUUGACGGACAAGUCGGUCAGCAAGACUCAGUCUGCCCUCAAGAAAAUUCACGUCAACCAGACUCUUGCCGAGUUGGUGAUCUUGGAAAAGAACGAGGCUCGCCGUUCCAUCAUUCUCUCCCAGAAGCCCAGCCUUGUCAAGGCUAGCAAGGAAGGCAAGUUCCUUACUACCCUUGAUGGUGCUCGCGUCGGAGAUGAGGUUUCUGGUUAUGUUCGCAACAUCACUGCUACGGCUGUCUUUGUCCAGUUCGGUGGCAAGUUGACCGCCUUGCUUCCCAAGUCUAUGAUUCCCCGCGAGGAGCAGGACAAACCCGACUUUGGCAUGUUCAAGUCUCAGUCUGUUACUGUCAAGAUCACUUCGGUUAACACCGAGCUUAAUCGCCUGGUUGUUGCUAUCCCCGGUGCUGCGGAGCAGGUUAAGAAGGUCGAGACCAAGGGCGAGAAGGUCGCUAACCCCGUGGAUGAAUCCAUCACCACUUUGGAUGAUAUUUCCAUUGGCAAGCUGACCAAGGCUCGCAUUGUGUCCGUUAAGGACACCCAGCUCAACGUUCAGCUCGCUGAUAACAUUCAGGGUCGUAUUGAUGUUUCUCAGGUGUACGACAGCUGGGAGCAGAUCAAGGAUACCAAGAAGCCGUUGAAGAAAUUCCAGCCCAAUCAGGUCGUCCCUGUCCGCGUGUUGGGCGUCCAUGACGCUCGCAACCACCGCUUCCUGCCCAUUUCCCACCGAUCCAGCCACUCCGUCCUCGAACUGUCCGCGAAGCCCAGCGAUGUCAAGGAGGGCGCCUCUUCCGAGCCGCUGUCUUUCGACAACCUCAAGGUUGGUUCUAGCUACGUGGGCUUCGUCAACAAUGUUGGCCAAGGCCACCUUUGGGUCAACCUUUCCCCCACUGUUCGCGGCAGAGUUAAUGCCAUGGAGGCCUCUGACGAUGUCUCUUUAUUGACCAACCUUGCAAAGAACUUCCCUAUUGGCUCGGCCCUCCGUGUCCGCGUCGUCUCUGUGGAUGCCGAAUCCAAGCGCCUCGAUCUCUCUGCCAGAUCUCCUGGUUCCGAGGACGAGUUGACUUGGGACAAGAUCGCGCAGGAUGUCAUCCUUGUCGGCAAGGUUACCAAGGUGGACGAACGUCAGGUCAUUGUCAAGCUUAGCGAGAGCCUGGCUGGUCCCGUUCAUAAGAUUGACCUUGUCGAUGACUACGAAGAGGCCAACCCUGCCAAGUUUGCCAAGAACGAGAUCGUCCGUGUUGCUGUCGUCGAAGUUGACAAGAGCAACAAGAGGAUACGUCUGUCUACUAGACCUUCUCGCAUCCUCAACUCUUCGCUUCCGGUCAAGGAUAAGGAGAUCACUCAGAACACCAAGCUCGAAGUUGGCGACAUUAUCCGUGGUUUCGUCAAGAACGUCUCUGACAAGGGUCUCUUCGUCACUCUCGGUGGCAAUGUCACCGCCUUCGUCCAGAUCAAGAAUCUUUCCGAUGCUUACCUCAAGUACUGGAAGGAGCAGUUUCAGGUUGAUCAGCUCGUCAAGGGGCGCAUCAUCUCUGUUGCCAACGGCCGUAUCGAGAUGAGCUUGAAGCCCUCUGUUGUCGACAAGGACUACGUUCCUCUCACCACCAUCUCCGACCUAAAGGAAGGCCAGACCAUUACUGGUCGCGUCCGCAAGGUCGAGGAGUUUGGUGCCUUCAUCGACAUCGAUGGCUCCGCCAACCUCUCUGGCCUGUGCCAUCGCAGCGAGAUGUCUGACAAGACCGUCAAGGAUGCUCGUAAGCUGUAUGAGGAAGGUGACAAGGUCAAGGCCAAGGUCCUGAAGGUGGACGUAACUGCCAAGAGAAUCAACCUUAGCUUGAAGCCAUCCUACUUCGGCGAGCAGGAUGAUGAGGAUGAGAUGGACGUUGAUGAGGAGGAUGCCGAGGACAGUGAGGGCGAUGACUCUGAUGAGGAUAUGAGCGACGCCGACGACGCCGUCCAGAUUACUGGUACCGACAACGUCGAGGACGAGUCCGAAGAUGAGGACGAGGCCAGCGAUGUCGAGAUGGUUGACGCUGAUGUCAAGGGUCUUGAGGCCGGUGGCUUCGACUGGUCUGCUUCUCUGGAGGAUGGCGAAAAGGCCGAUGCCUCUGCGGCGGAUCUUGAGGCCUUGGCCAAGAAGAAGAAGGCUCGCCGCGAGCCUCAGGUAACGGUCGAUAAGACUGCCUCGCUCGAUGUCGAUGGACCUCAAACCGCCAGCGACUACGAGCGUCUACUUCUUGGUCAGCCUAACUCCUCCCAGCUCUGGAUCGCCUACAUGGCCUUCCAAAUGCAGGUGAGCGAUCUGGCCGCUGCCAGACAAGUGGCUGAGCGUGCCAUCAAAACGAUCAACAUCAAGGAGGAGAUCGAGAAGCUGAACGUCUGGAUUGCCUAUCUCAACUUGGAGGUUGCUUAUGGCAAUGAGGAGACAGUCGACGAGGUGUUCAAGCGGGCUUGCACAUACAACGACAAGCAGGAGGUCCAUGAGCGUCUGGCCAGUAUCUACAUCCAAUCUGGCAAGCGCAAACAAGCCGAUGACCUCUUCGAGAAGAUCGUCAAGGAGUUCGGCUACAAGUCCCCCGAAGUCUGGGUCAACUACGCUCACUUCCUGCACACCACCGCGCACUCGCCCGACCGCGCCCGCGCCCUCCUCAAGCGCGCCACCCAGGUGCUCGGCAAGGAGACGCACAUGUACCUCGCCCUUCUGCCCAAGUUCGCCGCGCUUGAGUUCCGCUCGCCCAACGGCGACAAGGAGCAGGGCCGCACCCUCUUCGAGAACCUGCUGGCCACCUACCCCAAGAAGUUCGACCUGUGGAACCAGCUCAUCGACCUCGAGACCUCGGCGGCCGACGCCGACAAGGGCGUUAUCCGCGACCUGUUUGAUCGCGGUAGCAAGGUCAAGGGCCUCAAGCCCCGCCAGGCCAAGGCUUGGUUCAGGAGGUGGGCCCAGUGGGAGGAGAAGAACGGUGAUAAGAAGAGCAGGGAGAGAGUCAGCGCCAAGGCACAGGAGUGGGCGAGGACGGCGGCUGAGAAGAAGAAGACUGCUGCUGCUUCUGCGGCCCAGGAGGAGGAGAGUGGAGAUGAGGAGUAGAUGUGAUGAGAUGAUAUCCCUCUUAGGGUUGGUUGUUUGGUUCGAAAUAAGCUGUUAUACCUACCGGGAAGCAGAAGAAGACGGGUUGGGAUUCUGCCGCCACCCCAGCCGCCCGUCCACGUUUUAUAGAGAGGCAAGAAAAAAGGAGAGCAUGCCCAGGCGCCUUUGUAGUAACUUUUGUAUAUAGGGUUCGGUUUCCUGUUGUUAUCAAAAAGCCUGAUGUUUGAAUAUUUC